AUGAAGGAGUAUCAGAUAUGUGGGAAGCGGAUCGUGUUUCCAUUCAAGCCGUACCCAAGCCAGUUCCUCCUCAUCUCCGCCAUCUUGAAGGCGCUGGACAAGGGGGACAAUGCUCUACUUGAGAGCCCAACCGGAAGUGGAAAGUCGCUGGCCCUGCUGUGCGCAUCCCUGGCCUGGCAAAAGGCCGAGCGCACGCGCCUGCUGGCGGAGUUCCACGCGGAGCAGGCCGCCCACGAGCUUGCGCAGGCCCAGGCUCAGAUGCAGGCGGCUGCAACAGCAACAGGCAAGCCCAAACCGCAACCGGCAGGCAGUGGUGCCAACGCUCCACAGGACGCAAGCACAGGCGAGUCGCAUGAGUUCACUGCCAGCCUGGACGUGCUGGAUCAGUUUCGACACGAGGGCAGGAGCAGCGGUCUUGGGCAGGGCGCGUUGCUCGAUGCUGCUGACGAUGAUGACGACGACUUCAUGGACGCAUCCUUCACCAUCAAGCACUCGAAACAGCAUCAGCAAGAAUCAUCAGCAUCCAGUGGCAGCAGCGGCAGUACGAAGCAAGUCAACUCUGCGGAAAAGGAAAACGCAAACAUCGCCACAGCCCACCCCCACCAUGACCAACAACAGCAGACGUCGGAGGGUGGCGGGGAGCAGCCCCUGAAACGAUCCAAACACCUCCGCCCAAAGCGCCCGCCAAAGAUUUUCUUUGCGAGCCGGACGCACAAGCAGCUUGAGCAGAUUACGAAAGAGCUUGGGCGAAGCGCAUAUCGGGAUGUGCACAUGACCGUGCUCAGCAGCCGCGAGCAGACGUGCAUCCACCCGCGCGUGUCAAAGUCUCCCGCAAAGAAUGAGGAGUGCAAGCUGAUGCUGGAGCAGCGGGCGUUUGGCGGCGGCGGCUCCGGCUGCGCGUAUUACAACAACGCGCAGAAGCUCGCGUCACGACGCUUCCGGACACAGAGCUGGGAUUUGGAGGACCUCGUGUCCGCUGGAAAACGGAUCCGCGGCUGUCCUUACUACGCGUCGCGUGAAAUGCUGCCGUCUGCCGACAUUGUGUUUUGUCCAUACAACUACCUCAUCGACCCCGUGAUCCGCAGCACCAUGGACAUCAACCCGGCAAACGCCAUCAUCAUCCUGGACGAGGCACACAACAUCGAGGACGUUGCACGGGACUCGGCGUCCACGUCCUUGACGGUUGAGGCGCUUGAGUCCGCCAUCACAGAUCUCCAGGGCGCACACGGCGGCGACGGCAGCGGUGGUGGCGCUCCGAUCCUGUACGAGACAACCGGCGCGCGUGCACGUGCACGUGCACACGAGGAGGAGCAGGUGGCGUUGGCGGAACACGUGCAGCGGCUCACGGCGUCACUGCGCGCGCUCGUGGGGUGGGCGAAGCAGGAGAUCACCCACCCAGCCUGCAAACGGGACUACCAGACCAAGAACAGGGUGUUUGGUGCGAGCGAGGCGGUUGCAUCAUUGUCGCGUUACGGCAUUGUGCCCGGCACACCAUCGCUGCUGCAGGAGUCCUUCAACCAGCUCUUCAAGGACACCGACGACACGUGGGUUGGCACGUUGAGCACGGGUCCCACUGGGCAGCAGAUGCUGGGGACAUUCAAGCAGGCGUCGUCUUUUGCGUAUCAGGACGAUCUUGGUCGAAUCAUCACCGAAUGCUGCAAGUGUGUUGGUGGCGGAGUGCUGGUGUUCCUGCCGUCGUACAGUGCUCUGGAUCGAUUGGUUGAGCGCUGGCGGUUGACCCACCAGUUCCAUGCCCUCAAUGCCGUCAAACGCGUCUUUGUCGAACCCAGAAGCGGAUCAAAGGAUGACUUUGACGAGCUGCUGGCUGAUUUCUACAAUCACGUCAGCACCGGCGCCGUCUUCUUCGCCGUCUGUCGCGGCAAGGCGAGCGAGGGCAUCGACUUCUCCAACGAGCGGGCACGACUUGUCGUCACCGUCGGCAUUCCGUUUCCCAACAUCAAGGACCUCAAGGUCAACAUGAAGAAGGCAUACAACGACGCAAACUCGCAGCGCGGCCUGCUGCGGGGUGCUGAAUGGUACGACAUUCAGGCGUUUCGGGCGCUGAACCAGGCGCUCGGCCGCUGCAUCCGUCACCGCCUCGAUUGGGGCGGCCUCCUCAUGGUCGACUCAAGGUUCCGCACAAAGUCCAAGUAUGUGCAGUCGCUGUCCAAGUGGAUCCGGCAGCGCGUGCAUCAGUUUCCAACUCUGAACGAGGCAGCGACGUCGCUCAACGCAUUCACCUCGCAGCUCGCGCGCAACCCGCCAGCAAUCAAGCCAAAGCCACCUCGUCAGCAGCCGCGUGCAUCUUCAACUGUGUCACCAUCGUCGUCCUCCUCAACAACAUCAACAUCAUCAUCGACACCGUCAACGACAGCAGCUGCGAUGACAACAGCUGCGUCCAGCGCUGGUGGUGGGACCCCCUCGUCUCUUUCAGUGAAACAGGAGCCCGGCGCAGCGACGAUGAUGACAAUGACAACAGCACCGCUCGGAAAACACCGCCACGCACAAGCAAAACACAACCACCAACAGCAGCAGCAACAGCAACAGCAGCAGCAGCGCAGUCAUACGCCAAAGUCGGAAGAACAGGCCAGCCUCCCAGCUGGAGGAUUCAUGCCUGCUCACCUCCAAUCACAGCCAUAGGAGCAUUCACGACUGAUGCAAUAUGACGUUGUUGUCACAUGUGACACUUUGGCAACAACAAACAACAACGCCAUCUCACAGGCCAGCCCCCCCCCACACCUUAGAACCACAACACACAACUACAUCACUCCACACUUCCUCUUUCCUCCAUCCCCUCAGUCCUCAGCUUGCACCACGCUGUCAAGUACACACGAGUUGAUUGCGUUCAAGCAGCAGGUGUUCCCUGUUUGAAUAUUUCAUGUACUUUUGGAAGUUGUGGUAACUGACUGACCCACUCGGGGAACACGUAGACAACUGCACGUAGACAGACACAAAUUAAAAGUCAAAUCAGGC
This is a messenger RNA of Salpingoeca rosetta, 2973 nucleotides long. RefSeq lists its product as uncharacterized. Gene Ontology annotation, molecular function: DNA binding; ATP binding; hydrolase activity, acting on acid anhydrides, in phosphorus-containing anhydrides. Gene Ontology annotation, cellular component: nucleus. Lineage: Eukaryota; Choanoflagellata; Craspedida; Salpingoecidae. Bases 1 to 2640 code for a protein of 879 amino acids. The transcript has 11 exons. The record is from RefSeq and is a predicted model, not a curated record. Gene Ontology annotation, biological process: nucleotide-excision repair; double-strand break repair involved in meiotic recombination.